CUGUCUCGACGUGCUAAGCGUUCAGAAACAUUAAUUGUUUUCCUCAUAAAUUUUUUAUUUUUGCUGUACUUUUUAUUGCGGAAUAAUAAAGUUAUUCCAAAUUUUGCAUCAUUAGUGACCGGCUUCUGAGAAUUAUAUUAUCAUUGUGAAAGUGCAAGUGCCAUUGUAAUUAUUUCAUUUCUGUCGAAUUGAAUAGGAACAAGAAUUUAAUUUUUAAAAAAGAUACACAGAUUUUACCGAAAUAAGGAUGUUUCGACUUAUUCCUUUUUAAAAAUCAACAAAUUUGGCUGUGUCCAGGCGUCCAGAAUUCUUGACGAAUAGACCAACUGUCUCAAAACGGCUAUUCGUCCAGAAUUUUGGACGAUUAGCUCACACACCUCGGAUUGCUAUUCGUCCAGAAAUUAUCAGCGAAAAAAUACUCAAUUUGACUCAAAACAUUGUGUCAAAUCAUUUUAUAAGAUCGAUUAAAAUCAGCCAUCUGGCUCUUCCUAUCCAACCUACGCUUUAGAAGUGACUUGAUAGUUGACAGCGGCCACGGUGGAGCUCAUUGUUCAUUGGACCGAGAUUCAUUCAAAUGCAUGGGAAAAGACCAAAAAUUGACAUGAUCGCCGAAACAACUUCCGGAUUUGCUCUGGAGAGCUUCUUUCAAUCGUAUAUGACCCUUGGUAGAUUGACGUAACAAUUGGAAAUUUUUUAUUGAGACAGAAUUUGCAUUCCCAGAUUCCAGGAAAUAUGAAUUCCAAAGUCUUCAUCAUCUGCGUCACGAUUUUUGCAAAAGUAUCAGUGGCCUCAGUUGCUAGAAAAACAUCUGCGACCAACGUACAGCCAAUUGAAGAGGAAAAUGAUUAUGCUCGAGUUCUGGAAUUGUCCCUUUUAUUCUACGAAGCUCAACGCUCUGGGAAACUUCCUGCAGAUAAUAGGAUUCCUUGGAGAGGGGAUUCUGCUUUAAAUGAUCGAGGUCUCAACGGUGAGGAUCUCACUGGAGGAUAUUACGAUGCUGCUGAUUUCGUGAAGUUUGGCUUCACGAUGGCGUCGACGACUACCCUUCUGGCUUGGGGUGCAGUCAGUUGGCCCGAGGCUUAUGCAGCUGCUGGUCAGCUGGAUGAAAUUCGAACAACCGUGAAAUGGGCAACUGAUUAUUUUAUAAAAUGUCACGUCAAUGAAACGACAUUUUAUGGUCAAGUUGGGGAUUUCACAAUGGACCAUACUUUUUGGGGAAGACCUGAAGAUUUGAACACCUCCAGGCCUGCUUUUAAAAUCGAUGCUGAACAUCCAGGGUCUGAUCUAGCUGGAGAAACCGCUGCAGCCCUCGCAGCUGCGAGUCUACUUUUUAAGGAUUCAAACCCUGAAUACAGUGCCAUGUGUCUUCAACAUUCUAAAGAACUUUAUCAAUUUGCAAAUGACCACAGAGGUCUCUACCAUGAAGCUAUAAAGGGUGCAGCUCAGUAUUAUGAAAGUACCGACUAUGGGGAUGAGUUGGCUUGGUCUGCAGCUUGGCUUUUCAAGGCCACCAACAACUCCAGAUAUCUCGAGGAGGCUGAAUAUCAUUACCAACAUUUUUAUCUUAAGGAGCGACCAAAUGAAUUCUUCUUUAACAAAAAAGUUGCUGGGGUUCAGGUUCUCUUGGCGCAACUCACUCAACAAAGAGAUUACCAAAACUCAGCGAAAAAUUUCUGUGAUUUUUCAGUUAGAUUCCAAAAAAGGACUCCUAAGGGUCUGAUUUAUAUUGACAAAUUUGGCACACUUUGUCACGCUGCGAAUAUUGCAUUCGUUUGUUUGCAAGCAGCGGAUUCACCUGGAAUUGGAGAUCCACAGGAAUAUAGAGAUUUUGCUAAGCAGCAAAUUUCGUACAUGCUCGGUGGUGGGGGAAGAAGUUAUGUAGUUGGAUGGGGCCGAAAUCCUCCCACCCAACCCCAUCAUGCAGCCUCUUCUUGUCCAGAUAAACCAGCAUCCUGUGGUUGGUCAGAACUGUACCGGAAGUCGCCAAAUCCUCAAACUCUUUAUGGGGCUCUCGUUUCUGGUCCCGAUGAGAUCGACAAAUUUCACGACCAUCGAGAGGAUUAUAUUUACACUGACGUGACCCUCGAUUAUAAUGCAGGAUUCACAAGCGCUCUGUCCGGAUUGCUGCAACUCCGGGUUAAAGCAAUCACUUGAAAUUUUAUUUUUCAAAAUACAAUUUUUUUUUAUUUUGAAUUCAAAAAAAGUCUCUUAAGUCAAAGAUCGGAUCAUACUUGAAAGGUCGAAAGAAUAAUGAACUUCUGUGAUUGAAAUGUUGAAAAACAUACUUUUUUAAAAUUUGAAACAAAUUGCAAAAUGUGAUCUUGAUUUCUGAGUGACUCCAACAUUAUUGUUGAUUUACGACAUUUUCACUUUGAGAUGCGAUUCAUAAUUUAAGUCUUUUUUACUACAAUUGUUGUGAUAGUAACAUUAAAAACUGAAAAAUAGUAUCACAAGGAAUAUCAAAGCGAGGAAUUUCAUUUUAUAAAACAUACCAGCGUUCGAUAGAACGUUGGUUAAAAACAAUUAAAUUUUUUUUUAUUAUUCAAAACUUGAGAAUUGAAACUUUAAGGCAACUUUUUUAUCUUUUUAUCGACGAUCAGUAUUUUUUUAAAUACCAAAGACAAAAAAAAAUAAUUUUGAUUCCAGCAUUAAUGCUCUUCGCUUUCACAACGAGUGCUUUUACUAUUUUUGUAUUUUUUAGUUAAGAUAAUAAUUUUAGAUUAGUGAUUAAUAUAUAAGAUGAAAAAGCUUUAUAUUAUAA
This is a messenger RNA of Belonocnema kinseyi, 2761 nucleotides long. RefSeq names its product endoglucanase E-4-like. NCBI's taxonomy places the organism in Eukaryota, Metazoa, Arthropoda, Insecta, Hymenoptera, Cynipidae. Gene Ontology annotation, molecular function: hydrolase activity, hydrolyzing O-glycosyl compounds. Gene Ontology annotation, biological process: carbohydrate metabolic process. The record is from RefSeq and is a predicted model, not a curated record. Bases 733 to 2154 code for a protein of 473 amino acids. The transcript has 8 exons.